This is a messenger RNA of Phycodurus eques (leafy seadragon), 2406 nucleotides long. RefSeq names its product CUGBP Elav-like family member 3. Lineage: Eukaryota; Metazoa; Chordata; Actinopteri; Syngnathiformes; Syngnathidae. Bases 337 to 1713 code for a protein of 458 amino acids. The transcript has 15 exons. Gene Ontology annotation, molecular function: mRNA binding. Gene Ontology annotation, biological process: regulation of alternative mRNA splicing, via spliceosome; mRNA splice site recognition. The record is from RefSeq and is a predicted model, not a curated record. Gene Ontology annotation, cellular component: ribonucleoprotein complex; nucleus; cytoplasm.
AACUUGUAGUAUUCGAGAAGGUGGUGGUGGAGGGAGGCGUGAGGAGGAGGAGGCACAAAGAAGAGAGGAGCGCAUCCACAGAAGACGACGGGACACAGGGAGAGGAAGACAACGACACGAGCAUCACUCUUUUUUUGUAUGUGACGAUCUUCACCUGCAAGAGGCAUCCCCACGGUGGCUUUCUCCACCUAAAAGAUCCACCCAGGGUUGGCUGCUCGUCUACUUCGGGGAUACCUGCCUCUGAAUUGUUUGGUCCUCGGCCCCCCACCCUACCCCACCCCCUCUCCCAAAACGCCCUUCUUCUGGCAGUAACUGAACCCCCCCCGGUCCGUCCCGAUGAAGGAGGCCGACGCCAUCAAGCUGUUUGUCGGGCAGAUUCCCCGGAAUCUGGAGGAGAAGGACCUCAAGCCCAUCUUUGAGCAGUUUGGCAAAAUCUACGAGCUCACUGUGAUAAAGGACAAAUACACCGGCAUGCACAAAGGAUGUGCGUUUCUGACGUACUGUGCGAGGGAGUCUGCAUUGAAAGCCCAGAGCGCCCUUCAUGAGCAGAAAACACUACCAGGGAUGAAUCGGCCCAUCCAGGUGAAACCAGCAGACAGUGAGGGCAGAGGAGAGGACAGGAAGUUGUUUGUGGGCAUGCUGGGAAAGCAACAGAGUGACGAGGAUGUUCGAAGGCUUUUUGAGCCCUUUGGCAGCAUAGACGAGUGCACUGUGUUGAGAGGACCUGACGGGACCAGCAAAGGGUGUGCAUUUGUAAAAUUCCAGGGACACGCUGAAGCCCAGGCUGCAAUCAAUAGCCUGCACGGGAGUCGCACAAUGCCUGGUGCGUCGUCCAGUCUGGUGGUGAAGUUCGCCGACACAGAGAAGGAGCGGGGGCUCAGGAGAAUGCAGCAAGUGGCCUCCCAGCUGGGCAUCUUUAGCCCCAUGACCCUCAACUUCCCCGCCUACAACGCCUACACACAGGCGGUCAACGCUCAGCUUGUCCAACAGCAGGCCCUGGUCGCCCAGUCGGCGUACUUGUCCCCCGUGGCGACAGUUGCCGCCGUACAGAUGCAGCAGAUGGCGGCGCUCAAUGCCAACGGAAUCAUCGCCACGCCCAUUACGCCCAUUACGCCGUCCUCAGGGACAAACACUCCACCGACUAUCGCAGCUACCCCCGUGCCAGCUCUCCCUCCGCCAAUAGGAGUGAACGGUUACGGCAGCGUGCCUCAACCAACCAAUGGGCAACAAGGAACUGAAACAUUAUACACCAAUGGCGUCCACACAUAUCAAGCUCAGACUCCAGCAACCUUGGACCCACUACAGCAGGCCUAUGCCGGCAUGCAGCAUUAUACAGCAGCGUAUCCUGCUGCCUACGGAUUGGUUGGCCAGCCGUUCCCCCAGCAGCCAACACUGGUUGCCCAGCAACACCAGCAGCCUCAGCAACAGCAGCAAAGAGAAGGGCCAGAGGGAUGCAACAUCUUCAUCUACCACCUGCCACAAGAGUUCAGUGAUUCCGAGAUGCUGCAGAUGUUCCUGCCCUUUGGCAAUGUCAUCUCGGCUAAGGUUUUUGUUGACCGGGCCACCAACCAGAGCAAAUGUUUUGGAUUUGUAAGUUUCGACAACCCGGCCAGCGCUCAGGCUGCCAUCCAGGCGAUGAAUGGCUUCCAGAUCGGCAUGAAGAGACUGAAAGUGCAGCUGAAGAGGCCCAAGGAUGCGAACCGCCCGUACUGAGUGACAGCAGAGAAGAGGGAGGAUGAAUACAUAAAGGUGACCUUUCCGAGCCGAGGUGGAAAUUCCAGAGCACUUUCUCGUCGCCUCUGUGCAUCCGCGGAGUGCAUUUAUGUACUUGGACUGACAAACACACACACGCACACAGCCUCCAACACUACACAAGACUGACUGACAAGUGUACAUAACACGAACACACACCAUGUAGAGCCGAGAGCGCCAUCUAGUCGCCGACAGGGUGUUUUAGUACAGUGCGAGCCUACUGUAUGUGGACGGUUUAUUCAAAAAAAAGAAAAGUGCUGAUAUGUCACUUCCAUAGACAUGUCUAUACAUCUCUAUUACUUGACAAAUAUAGAGGGACUGACUGGCGGUGUUUUAAUUUUAAUAAGAGAAGAAAAAAAGACAGAAAGAAAGAACAUACAAGAAAAAAAAUCAUAAAUCAUCAGAAAGAACUGUAAAUAACUUAGUCGACAAAGAACAGCAUUUAAAAACUGGAACAAAGGCAAAAAGAUCUUUAGAAACAGAAAAAUUACACAACAACAACAUUAUUAUUAUUAUUAUUAUUAUUAUUAUUUCCACUAGUAACAUUAUCAUCUUCAUAAAAAGGGAUUAUCACAUUCCAAAUUGUACAAUGGGAAAUCACUAACCUAUUUUAAAUUUCUACGUAGAUUUUAGGUAAUAAAAAAAAAAAAACAC